Molecule: messenger RNA, 2968 nt
Organism: Trematomus bernacchii (emerald rockcod)
Lineage: Eukaryota; Metazoa; Chordata; Actinopteri; Perciformes; Nototheniidae
Product: abl interactor 1-like
Exons: 11
Coding region: 139-1632 (497 amino acids)
Cellular component (GO): lamellipodium; intracellular anatomical structure
Molecular function (GO): SH3 domain binding
Source: RefSeq, a predicted model, not a curated record
ACAGGCUGUUGUGAAUCGGAGGCCAGCGGCCCCACAAUGCCAGGCGGGGGAGCCCCUCUCUCAGCGACACACCAGAGCAUCACCGCCUCGCCUCAAUGAAAAGGACAGAGAGAGGAGAGAAAUGCAAAGGGAUGUAAGAUGGCAGAGCUACAAAUGCUAUUAGAGGAGGAAAUCCCUGCCGGUAAAAGAGCGCUUGUGGAAAGCUACCAGAACCUGUCCAAGGUUGCGGAAUACUGUGAAAACAAUUAUGUUCAGGCUCAAGACAAGAAGAAGGCCCUGGAGGAGACCAAGGCCUACACCACCCAGUCUCUGGCCAGUGUGGCCUACCAGAUCAAUGCCUUAGCUAACAAUGUGCUGCAGCUGCUGGACAUCCAGGCCUCGCAACUGCGACGCAUGGAGUCCUCCAUCAACCACAUCUCCCAGACGGUGGAUAUCCACAAGGAGAAGGUGGCACGUCGAGAGAUCGGCAUCCUGACCACAAAUAAGAACACAGCCCGCACCCACAAGAUCAUUGCCCCGGGUAACAUGGAGCGGCCGGUGCGCUAUAUUCGAAAGCCCAUAGACUACACGCUGCUGGACGAUGUGGGACAUGGCGUCAAAUGGCUUAAGGCCAAGCAACAUGGGAACAAUGCAGCAGGACGAGGAGGGACACUUUCCAGGACCACCCCACCCACACAGAAACCCCCGAGCCCCCCCAUGGCUGGUCGUGGUACACUAGGGCGUAACACUCCCUACAAGACCCUGGAGCCAGUAAAGCCUCCAGUGGUGCCCAACGACUACAUGACGAGCCCCGCCAGACUGGGCAACCAGAACAGUCCUGCACGCACAGCCUCGCUCAACCAGAGGCCCAGGACCCACAGUGGCAGCAGUGGUGGCAGUGGGGGCAGGGAGAACAGUGGAAGCAGUUUAGUCGGUAUCCCUAUAGCAGUUCCCACCCCCUCCCCUCCCAGUAUGGGGCAAGUGGGGACAUCCUCGGCCUCAGUGCCUCAGGGACCCGGCCUGGGCCCCAUUCCAAUGUCCCAGUUCGGCACCAUCUCCCGCCAAAUUUCCCGCCACAACUCUUCCACCACCUCCUCGGCCUCCAUGGUGUCGGCCACCGGCACUUAUCGCCGUGCACCAUCCGUCUCCUCCCAGCAGCCCCACAUCAACGGGGGCCCCGCCUACCCUCAGAAUCCAGUGUCUGUGGCUCCUCCACCUCCUCCUCCCAUGGUGCAGCUGACCCCACAGAUCCCUCUGACCGGCUUUGUGGCCAGAAUGCAGGAGAGCAUAACAGACAGCCCCGCCCCGCCUCCUCCGCCUCCCCCAGAGGAUAUUGUGGGUGUGUUUGAAGAGCGCUCUCCCCCUCCUCCUCCCCCACCUGCGGACUAUGAGGACGAGGAUGCAGCGGUGGCUAAUUACAGCGACCCCUACGCUGACGGAGACCCUCACUGGGCCCCCAAGAUUUAUUUAGAGAAAGUUGUGGCCAUCUAUGACUACAGCAAGGACAAGGAGGAUGAGCUGUCCUUCAUGGAAGGGGCCAUCAUCUACAUAAUCAAGAAAAACGAUGACGGCUGGUACGAAGGCGUCGCUAACGGCGUCACCGGACUCUUCCCAGGAAACUACGUUGAGGCGAUCAUGCACUAUGCUGACUAAAAAAAAUACAACACAGUUUUGAAAGGAGGUUAAAAUGAACUUUAGAUGUACUGCACUUCAUACAGCCCCCAUUUUGAAUGAAGUGCCAUUGUGGAUUUUCAAAUGGUUUUCUUUUUGGGGGGUUUGUGCUUGCACGGUUUUGUUAUACUCCCAAAAAAAAAGAAGUGUCGCACAAUGAAGGAGCUAAAGCUUCGGACCAGGGUCUGUUAGUUUACACUGUUCAUGAAAGGGAGGAGAUUAAGGCCUUUCAGAUACCACUGUUAUAUCUGGUGGUCUGUAGCAGUUUAAAGGGGACAUAUCAUGCUCGUUUUCAAGUUCAUUCAUGUACUUUGGGUUUCUAGUAGAACAUGUUUACAUGCUUUAAUGUUCGAGAAACACAUUUUUUUCUUCGUACAGCCUGUGUAAAGAUACCUGAAUUCACCAUCUGUCCGGAACACCCCGUUUUGGCGCCUGUUUCUUUAAGCUUCCUUCCCGAAAAAGCCCAGUCUGCUCUGAUUGGCUUGCGGGAAAAUAUUGUAAUGGUAGUUCUCAAGCCAGUGUGGAUGGGGGUUGGUGUUUUCUAAUGAGCAUGAAUGUGAAAGUUAGUUGAUUGGCACUGAUAAAGCUUUACAUGAUAUGUCCCCUUUAGAAGUCACAUUUUGCCUCAAAAGAAAUUACAUGAUUUAAAAAAAUGGCAAGUUAAUUUAGAUUAAGUCUUAAUUUUCCGCCAACAUUUUCAGUAUUUAGAGUAUGCAGUCGAUCCAGACAGUGAAGUGUUGCUAGGAUUUCAUGAAUAGAUGAGGCAGUAUCGCAUUUUUAGGAUAAAAUGCCGCGCAUACUGUAUGCUCCUACCCCUUUAUUUGCACUGUAGACCAGCAGACCAACCCUUCCCUUCCUUAAAAAAACAUCCAUCUUACCUUAAAAAAAACACCCGAAAAAGGACAAACAGACAUCAACAAGUGCAUUAGGACACCACUGAAUGUUCAAUGCCGUCGAUGUCCGAAUCACAAGAUUUUUAAGGUGGAACAAAAGCAACCUCGUGUUGUGUACUUACUAUGCUCUGUGUCAAUGGGGAUGCUGUUAAAAACUGAGUGUAUAGAAUGCAUUACAAAAAAAAAGACAACAGUUUCUUGUUUCUGUUCUCUAACUUGUAUAUAAACUGUAACGUGAGAAGCUGCCAAUAACAGUACAUUUGUCACUUAGUGUGUUUUCACCUGUUUCCAUCCGUGCAGGUGAUGCCAAGAUUGGAUGCCAUUUACAUUUUUUAUUUAACUUGAAUAUAAAUUCUAUUCAUCACUCACAGUGCCAUUUUUUACUUUAUCGUGGCAAAGUGGCCGUGUAUAAACAGUUAUUUUUC